AUGGCGAUCACCCACGCGAAGCGACGGCAGCUGAGUGAGGAGCUCAUUGAGCGGGCGGCCGCUGGUCGGCACCAGGAUGUGUCCAGGCUCCUGGAGGAGGGAGCUGACACCGACUUCGCGGACCGCAACGGCUACACCGCAGUGUCUGAGGCUGCCAUGGCGGGGCAGACGGUGGUUCUGGGCCAGCUCCUGCGAGCUGGUGCCGACCCGAACAAGGCGGCCAAGGAUGGCCGGACACCCCUCCAUCGGGCGGCCUUUCACGGCUGGAUGCCAGCUUUGAGGCUCUUGCUGGAGAAUGGCGCCGACCCAAACCAGAAGGACAGUGAUGGCAAGACUCCUGCAGAGGUCUCGAAGAGGGCGGCGGUGCAGGAGCUGUUUGUCAGCUUCACGGAGGAGCAGAUCCAGGAGGCGAUGGAGGCGCAGAAGCGGAAGAUGGCCCAGCGCCCGUGCUACGGAGAUGAGGACGCGUCGUUGAGCCAGCCAGCUCAGGCAAACGAGGCCGAAAUCCCCAAGAAGACAUCACGAACACCGAAGACCAUCUACUACAAGGAUGUGGCGAAGAGCCAAACCAACACCGAUCAGGGCGCCGCUGAGGGUGAGAAGCAGUUCCUCGAGCUACACCCAACAUUGGACAUCAUCGCCCAACCUGACGGAUAUGCAUCUCGGCCGGGCGACAUGGGAGGCUACAAGGACGACGUGAAGUUGCAAAACGGGAGCCUCAUCGUCGAAACCUCCGAUGGGCUCUUCGCGAGCGACGAGGUCGGGCAGCAGGUGUCUGAGAGCCCAGAGCAGCAGGCGGCGCUGUGGCUGCAGAAGCUCGGUGACGCCCCGGAGGUGGCCCUCGACAUGAAGGCCAUCCAGGAUGCCAAGGCCUCAGCACAGGAGCAUUUCAACCAGGGAAAUGUUGGUACCGCCCGGCAAGUCACCACGGCUGCGAUCCGUGCAGCGGAGCUGCUGCUCGCGCGAGAGGCCUCGCUUGAGGAGAAGGUCAAUGAAGACUUGCAAUCCUUGCUUGGGGUCCUACGUUCCAAUCGCAGUUUGCUGCUGACUCACCAGAUCCAGGCGGGUGACACGGAGGUUCUGCAGUUCGGCGCCGAUGCUGCUUGGAGCUUGGUAGUGAAGGACACGGACGCGGCAUUGAUGGACAACCCCUCCAACUUCAAAGCCAGCUUCAGGCGGGCUCGGGCCUUGUUCGAACUAGGGGAGCUGGAUCAGGCGAUGGCUGAUGCAACCCGUGUGGUGGACCAUUAUGCUCGCAAUACGCAGGUGUCCAAUCCAGAGGCCGUCGCUCUACGUCAAAGUAUCAUGGAUGCUUUGAAGAAAGAGCGUGCGAAGUGGGGCGACAAAGGCGGGCCGCGCUGGAACCGGCUUGUCAAUGACAGCGGGGCACUGAUAUCUGAGGUGUCAUAG
This is a messenger RNA of Symbiodinium natans, 1410 nucleotides long. The record is from the annotation of a GenBank genome assembly. Lineage: Eukaryota; Dinophyceae; Suessiales; Symbiodiniaceae.